AUGAAGAACCCCAGCGUGGAGUUCGCCGGGUACACGGUGCCCCACCCCUCAGAGCCCAUCAUGAACGUCAGAGUUCAGUGCCACGAGGGGACGACGACGGACAGCGCAAUGUUGGAGUCGCUGGGAAAUCUGUCGCAGGUCUGCGACCACGUGCUGAAGACCUACAGGAAGCUCCGCCGUUGCUCACCGCUGCGGCUCGCCCAGGGGAGACGAGGAAGACGAGGAAGGAGGGGGUCCGUCAAGGCGCACGCGCGAGAGCGAGAUGGCGCCCUGGGCGCGGCGGCACCCAUGCAGACGGACUGA
Prorocentrum cordatum is the source of this 303-nucleotide messenger RNA. The record is from the annotation of a GenBank genome assembly. NCBI's taxonomy places the organism in Eukaryota, Dinophyceae, Prorocentrales, Prorocentraceae.